CGUCUUCAGCGCGUCGACGCGCCCACCACCACCUCUUUUACACGCUAUGCAGGAGCCGUCCCAGACCAAAAUCGCGACCCCUUCGAGGAAAGGCAAGGAGAGGGAACCAGACAUCGCGGACAAGAUAAUCGCUCUCAGGCGAAAACAGGCAGCGAUAGCUGUACCACGCGAGCGGCCCGAGAGGACGCAACCCUCAACCUCGUCCAGACCCACCCCCAUGCACCCAUCUUCGCCGCGAAGGUUACAUGCGCCACCCGUCCCCAGUCCGAACAUCGUUGUUUCGGAAGCCUCUCCAUCUCAUAUGGACGCAGACCCCGAGGACUUUUCGCGCCGCCUCAAGAUCUCGUACGGGUCGCCAAGAGCUUCACAUGCGCGGCCAGCCGCGAACGGGAGCCCCGGUAAGCUCUACAACCCGAACACCGACCCAGUGCGGAGACCCGCCAUGACCGCCGAGCCUGAAGUGAUGUCCGACGGCGCAUCAAGCUCGCAUUCCCCUCGCGCCGCCCCAUCGCGAGCACAACCCUCACAAGCACCGCGCGGCGCACAAGAUGCUCAUCGACAACUGUUCGAUCCUCGCAAACAUGACGCCGUCCUCUUCUCCUCGCAGCAUCGCCAUCACGGCUCAUCUGCACCUCCCAACCCCUCCUCCAACGUCGGUCGCCCAACCCCCACACCGAAAUCAUCUGGCGACUGGGUCUCUGCAUCCUCAACAUCUUCAGUAUCUUAUGCACACUCUACUAUAUCCUCUAAUUUCACACUCUCUUCCGCCACUACCGACUCAUCUUCCGCCUCUUCGGCACUCUUCGAUACCUCAAAUCCAAGUCGGAAAUCGGAGGAUAGCGCGUCUAGCGCCAACGCGUUCUCGCGCAAGCUGAAGGAAGUCUACCGCACCAUCAGUGGGCUGGAGAGCAGACUCCUUGGGAAUGCGAGCGAGCGGGAACGCGCAGAUGAUAGCGAGCGUGGUGCGCACAGACCGGGCGUUCUGAUCAAAGGGCGUCCGGCGAGCACGGGCGCACCGCGGUCCGGGGCAAGCGAGGAGGAAGAAUCUGAGCGAUGGCGUAAAUUGGUCUCUGACCACCGAGCACUCGCGGAGAGCAUCCGUGAGAUGCUCGCACUCACAUUAGCGCCAACCGUUCCCGCGUCGCUCAAGAAUAUCCCCCAGAAGUACAACCUGAUCAUUCGUCUAUGGUCACAUGCCUUCUAUCACCUGCUCGAGUCUCUGCGACACGCAGCGCGCCCUCCGACAACAUCUCCAGUCGCGCUGGAGUACCUGCAGCAAUUCCUGAACUACGCGUACGUGUUUUACGGCGGUCUGUUCGAGGAGCGCAACUACUCGCAGUACCGCGGGGCCUUCCUUGAAGCACUCGGCGACCUCUCCCGGUAUUGGAUGGCCGUGAGCGCGCUGGUGGAGGGGACGCACAUCCCCAGCAACACCCUCACGUCCUCCGCAGUCGCGAAGAACAACCUGCUAGUCGCGCCCACACCAAGGCCGUCGACCCCGAACGCCACAACCGACGCGUUGGACCUCCCCUCCAACGCGGUCUCUCCGACGCCCGCACGUAUCGACGAUAGUCCGCAAUCCUCGGAAGCCGAGAUGCCGGUCGGCGCGGACGCGAUAGCCGGCGGUGCUGCGCACAUGCAGAACAUCCCUAGCGUCGGGCAGGAGGCCGCGCGCCUCAUGGAGCUGGACCCGGACAAGGAGCGAUGGAGACAGGUUGCGAAGGAGUGGUUCGCGCGCGGGCUUGCCAUCACGCCCAACUCCGGCAAGCUGCAGCACCACCUCGGCCUACUGUGCCGUGACAAGGACGGCACGGACGAGGAGCUGCGCGGCGUGUAUCACUUCGUGAAGAGUAUGGUUGCCUUCCAUCCGUUCUCCACGGCGCGCGAGUCGGUCCUGGCCAUGUGGUCACCGACAGCCCAGGCGCGGCGUCAGGCGCCCGAUGCUCGCCUGAGCGAGCUCUUUGUGUGCCUGCACGGGAUGCUGUUCACGAACAUCCAGCUCGAUGAUUUCAAGCUGGUGCUGGAGCGCUUCCGGGAGAAGCUCGAGAUUGGAGACGGCGAGCAGGUCGAGGAGCGCGAAUGGAUCAUGAUGGCGCUCAUCAACAUCGGGUCCCUCUUCGAGUACGGCCGCCCCACCGCUGUCCUACGACGCGUCGCGGGAGUGGAGUCGCGCACACCCGGUGCCCCGGGCGCCAGCCCGGUGCUUGCUAACAGUGCGCAGGCGGGAAGGCUGAAGGUGUUGAUGGCCAAACGUCUCGACGGCGAUCUCUCCAAGAUGGAGAUCGACGAUGAGGACGUUGACAUCGACAAGUCCUCCCUUGGCACGAGCGAGGUGCCUUCCCCGACAUCGGCGGAACCCGAACUUCCCGCAGCGCUUCAGCUCGCCAUGGAACUCACCUUCGUCAUGCUCUCGCAUACACUCCGCAACCCAGUUCGCCGGGCCAGUGAAUACGCGACGCCAACGCUCAACCCGUACAACACGGUCAUCCUCACGUUCCUCGCUACCGUUCUCCGGGACCAAUCCGCCCGGGCUGCGCUCGAGCGCUCAGUCCCCUGGGAGGACCUCGCGUCCUUCCUCUCGAACAACAUUCCCCGCCGCGAUAUCCUUCGCGAACACCAGAAGGUUAGCGCGGAGAGCGGCAUUCUCCUGACGAGCGGCUGCAAACCGCUCCCGGAGGACUGGUGCAUUCGCGGCAUGGGCUGGGGCGGCAAGAAGGUCUUCGAGCGCGGGUUCUGGACGAAGGACUCGGACACCGCCGGCGAGGAGCGCAACAUCGAGGUCGAAGUGCUCGACCGCGUUGAGGUAGCUGACCAGGCGAUGGAUGGACUCGUCGAGGACGAGGACGACGGGCGCGAGGGCGCGAACGCGGGCGACAACCACCCCGACAAGCGGCGCUGGGUGCGCCUCACGCGCGCGGGCUUGCGCAUCGCGCGUGACGUGCAUGGCUUCAAGUUCGCCGCGGCGUCGCCCGAGGACGGCCGGCCGUGCUGGCGCGUCGAGGGCGCGCUCGCAGCGAAGGUCGCGCGCUGGAGCGAGGAAGAGAGGCACGCGCGGGACGCGGAGGAGCAGCGCAUGCGGGGAACGCGCUGGGAGGACGACUCGAUGGAGGUGGACGACGUGGAAGGCGGGCAGGUGGAUGAUGACUUGAGCGAAGACGCGGAGGACAACGAGCAGGAUCCAGAGGAGAUUCGGCGGCUGAAGGCUCGCCGGCGAUACUUGCAGGCGCUCCUAGAGUCCGGUCAACACGAUGGCGCAUCGCCAAGCCGCCGCUCGCGAGGAUCACCUGCGAGGAAGACGGAGGCUGUGCGCCAAUCGCUCCAGAUGGUCGCAGGGUACACCGUGCUCGUCGUCGACACCAACAUCCUCCUCUCGUCUCUCUCUGAGUUUUCUGCGUUGGUCGAAAGCGGCCUCUGGACCCUCGUUGUACCCCUCCCCGUCGUCAUGGAGCUCGACAGCCAGUCGUCGAACGCGACGCCGCUCGGCCAGGCCGCAGGCGCUGCGCUCGAGUACAUUUCGACGCACGUUCGCUCGCAUGCAACGUCGCUGAAGGUCCUGACCUCGCGUGGCAACUACCUGUCGAACCUCAACGUGCGCACAGAGCAGAUCGACUUCACGAACGGUGCGCGCAACAUGGACGACCUUAUCCUCCGCGCCGCGUUGUGGCAAGACGAGCACUGGGUCGACCGGUCUGCGCUCCUCAGGAGCGAUGGCUCUGUGCAGGAUACCUCUGGUGCAGCGAAGGUCUCCCUUCUCAGCUUCGACCGCAUGCUCCGCCUGAAGGCCCGCUCCCGUCAACUCUACGCCGCCAACGAGCAGGAUCUCGCACGCAUCCUCGCUACCGGCACAUAACAUACGUCGAAGCCAAUGGGUGGCCCUUGUGGAUCUGCGCUCCUCCGGCGUGUCGUCUCACUGUCCCGCCUUUGUUACUCCCCCUUGCAAAUCUCUGGCGUCCUCGCUUUUCGAUUCGAUAGCCGCCAUCUACGCGGCACUUGCUCCGGCCACUCGGAACGACGACAUCUCCGCCUUCUAUCGUGCAGCUCAUGUCGUCGCGGGUGCCCCACUGCAGCGCCUCCCCGUGGCCCCUGGGGUCCGCUUCGCCGACGCCCGACAUCCUCAUUGUCGGCCGUCGGCGGGGCGCCUAACGCGUCCUCUCGCUACCCUCUCGUGCAUAGCAUCCACGCCUUCGCUCCCUCCUAUUUAUUCACAUCCGCACGUUCAGCCUCGGUCUGUUGCAUCGUCUAGUACUUAUCAUCUACCUGCAAAUUUCUCGCGCUGCGUCCGGCACCCGGUACAUACCCUCACUAGGCUCUGUUACCUCUAUAUCUCCAGUCUGUCUGCCCCGUGUUGUCAUAGCUACCCACAACCAGCACCGUCGUUCUCUGUAUCAGCAUCUCUAAGUACUCGUUCAUAGGCCUGGCUCCGGAAUGCAAUAACC
Molecule: messenger RNA, 4436 nt
Organism: Trametes versicolor FP-101664 SS1
Lineage: Eukaryota; Fungi; Basidiomycota; Agaricomycetes; Polyporales; Polyporaceae
Exons: 8
Coding region: 47-3850 (1267 amino acids)
Biological process (GO): nuclear-transcribed mRNA catabolic process, nonsense-mediated decay
Cellular component (GO): telomerase holoenzyme complex
Molecular function (GO): telomeric repeat DNA binding; protein binding; telomerase RNA binding
Source: RefSeq, a predicted model, not a curated record